AGUUCAAGUCAUUAAUUACUCCUACUAGUGAAAGUCUUUAUAAGGUGGUAAAACUGGAAAACGCAAGUUUAUAAAACAAAAGCUUUCUACUAAUUUAUUCUCUAAGUGAAAAUAUGAGUGAGAUGGGUAAUAUUAAUAUGAGUGAGAUGGGUAAUAUUGAAGAAGAAAAAGUGGUAAAACUAAUAGUGAAAUCAGGAGAUCUUGCUGAUUUUGGUGUGUCGUAUGUGUUGGGUGUACAUACUCCACUUGCGGAGUUAUAUUCGUUUUACGCUACACACGUAGGGGUGGACCCCGAUGACCUCUACCUCAUGUGUAGGGGUCAGUUCUUAAGACCGGACACAAAUUCCUUUGUUUACGGGUUUGAUGACACUGAGCUCGUGCUAGCUUAUUCAAAGUCAGGAAAAAGUGUUGCCGCUGAUGUGGACAUUGAUCGCGACUAUUACUUCGUUACAAUGCGUGAUCUACAAACGAAGCCCACCGUAAGGAUAUUCCGGAUGAAAUGCACUUCUAAACUACAAAGACUUGCUAUGUUGUGGGCUUCUAUGGAGGGAAUAGAGCCCACUAUUGUUUCUUUGUACCAUGAACAGGCACGUGUUGACCUUGAAGGUACCUUUGAUAGUCAAGGUGUUCUUGAUGGGGACGUCAUCUACGUAGUUAUAAAUUAUUUGGGAGGUUAAGAUUGUAAAUCUAAGUACGAUUAUGUGAA
Molecule: messenger RNA, 706 nt
Organism: Beta vulgaris subsp. vulgaris (sugar beet)
Lineage: Eukaryota; Viridiplantae; Streptophyta; Magnoliopsida; Caryophyllales; Amaranthaceae
Exons: 2
Coding region: 114-677 (187 amino acids)
Source: RefSeq, a predicted model, not a curated record